CCGCUCCGAGCGCCGCCGCACCAUGGCUGUGCUGUGCCCCGCCUGGACCCCGGGGUCCCCUGCCCAGCUCCUCCUGCCCCUGCUCUGCUGGGCCCUGGCCUCCUGCCGCACCGGUGCCAUGGCCCUGCAGCCCCCCAGCAUCACUGUCCUGCAGACGCUGUCAGAGCCCCCCCGCCUGGGCGAGAGCGUGACGGUGUGGUGCGAGGCGGUGAGCAGCCUCCCCGAGCUCACGCUGCUCUACUGGCUGGGGAACGGCUCCUUCGUGGAGAAGCUGCACCCGGACGGGGCCGUGCACGAGGGGACGGUGCUAGAGGAGCCGCGGGGCUCACGGGUGGCCCUGCGCCGUGACCUGCACAUCGACUGCUUCGGCAUCCAGCACCUGCACACCAACUUCACCUGCGUGGUGCUCAGCCCUCUCGGUGUCAACACCAGGGAGGUGCGGUGGCUGCACCCGGCACCGGCACGGGCCCCUGUGGAGAGCGGGGGGCUGGGCUGAGACCGGGGAGCAAAUCGAGACGGGUGAGCAUCCUGCAGUCCGGGUCCCCGCUCCCACGACCCUGCUCCACUGCAUGGAGAUGUGACACCUCCACAGAGGCCUGUCUCCGGGCCCCGCCGUGGGAUCCGCAUGGCCCCACGUCUGCCGGCCCCACUGUGCUAGGGGGGUCUCCCGGCGCCCCUCACCAAGGCAGGAGCGCUGCCCGGGCCGGCCCCAGGACCUGCCCGCAGCCGGCUGUGGGACCCCAGGGUUUAUUAAAGCACAUCAAGGCUG
Messenger RNA from Grus americana (Whooping crane), 769 nucleotides. RefSeq names its product interleukin 18 binding protein (gene IL18BP). Gene Ontology annotation, molecular function: interleukin-18 binding. The record is from RefSeq and is a predicted model, not a curated record. The transcript is spliced from 5 exons. Bases 23 to 496 code for a protein of 157 amino acids. NCBI's taxonomy places the organism in Eukaryota, Metazoa, Chordata, Aves, Gruiformes, Gruidae.